AUGGUUCACCAUACUACUCAUCCGAUGCCGGACCGUGUUGUCAAAAUCACCGUCAGAGAAUGGAGGGAACGCAAAGAGGAAGCGGAACCCCAACCCGACCCAUCACGUACUCGUCUAGAAGAACAGCUUCAUGUCCAACCAGUUGGCACAUGCCGAAGAUCGCAUGGCAGGCACAGCAAGGGCGCGCGCGGCUCAAGGCGAUACAAAGGAUGCGUGCUCGCACCCGUGCCAAACCGGCUAGCAUCAUCUGGCCAAUCCGCAGAUGCGCCAGACACACCCAACGCGCAUCUGUCGAGCCCGUCCCGCAGCGGCGCCCCACCCCGUGCCCCAAACCCCGUGACCCUGGCCUGGAAGGAUAGGAGGCGGGCGCCGCGCAGUGGCUGUGUGGCCCGCGGAUGGGCCUUGGCGGCACAGAGUGGGCAGUGCAAUGCCGCUGCUGCACGCACUCGCACAAACCCCAAGACAACGCCAGUCCGGAUGAAAAGAACAGGCGACAAUUUGACGAGACACGUCGAUAGGAGAGGGGAGCCAAAUGUGGGUCUUGCGCAGAUCGCGACGCUCCGCAUCGUGGAUGGCAUCGACGUCCAAGACAGUGGGACUUGCAUAGAAAAAUACCAAGCCCUGAGAUAUUUGGCGGCAUGGUCGUCUGGCACAAACUAUGCACGCACAAAACACCAUCCAUGCAAAGCCAAAGCCAAGGUCACAUACCGUGAGCUCAAGUACCGAAGGGAGAAGGAGAUGCGCCGUGUGUUGGACGGAGUUCCUCACAGCCCUGGACGUGCGCCUCCACAGAGGCAGGCACAUCGCCAAAAGCGGCUAGGCGCAAGGUCGCGCAGGCGCUCUUUGGCAAUGGCUGCCGCGGCACCGGGUUUUGAUAUGCAGAGAUCCCCUCUGGCCGACUUGCCAUACGCUGAGAUCCCAUCCGCGCGUCUGGUACGUGCCAUGGGGAAGGUCUUGGGCGCAGCUGAGCGGGACAGAACGGAGGCAAUUGCGGUGUUUCGGGGAAAGGCGAUGUUUGUGAACCACUUCAGUCAGCUGGUACUUUGGUCCUAUGUGGACCUUGAGACUCAGCCAGCACAGGAUCAUCGCAUGAGAUGGAGAGGCACCGCAAGCUCAAAUGCGGAUGCGUGUGUAGGAUGCCAGCAACACAACCUCAGCUUGGGGCGGAGUGCACCGGCAUGUUGUAUGCCUGGGUGGGCAGCUUGCGCAGCAGCCGCCACCGUGUAUGACGAUGACGAGGAUAGUGACAACAGUGACGAGGAUGGUGGGGAUGGUGACGACGACGGUGGGGAUGGUGACAAUGGUGACAAUGGUGACAAGCCGCUGUACCGCACAGGGCCUUGA
Molecule: messenger RNA, 1344 nt
Organism: Heterobasidion irregulare TC 32-1
Lineage: Eukaryota; Fungi; Basidiomycota; Agaricomycetes; Russulales; Bondarzewiaceae
Exons: 6
Coding region: 1-1344 (447 amino acids)
Source: RefSeq, a predicted model, not a curated record